Molecule: messenger RNA, 2022 nt
Organism: Thermothielavioides terrestris NRRL 8126
Lineage: Eukaryota; Fungi; Ascomycota; Sordariomycetes; Sordariales; Chaetomiaceae
Exons: 3
Coding region: 1-2022 (673 amino acids)
Source: RefSeq, a predicted model, not a curated record
AUGGCAGCCUCCACCGAAAGCGCGACCCAGAACGGCCCCAACGGGGCCCCGAGCGCCGAAGACCUCAAGGUGUUCGAGCUCUCGCAGAAGUACACCGCCGAAGCGGCCAAGCGCUUCCGGCCCGAGGGACUCGGCCAGUUCGUCCGGCUCCGCGAGUCCAGCAGCGAGCGCUUCCGCGCGCUGGCCGAGGACCCCUGGGCCGACCACGCGGCCCUGAACGCGGCGCCGCCCGUCCCGGACGGCGCCGAGCGCAAGUUCCUGAUCCUCGGCGCCGGCUACGGCGGCCUGCUGUUCGCGGCGCGCCUGAUCGACGCCGGGCUGGCGGUCGCGGGGCCGGACGACCUACUGCUCGUCGACGCGGCCGGCGGGUUCGGCGGCACCUGGUGGUGGAACCGCUACCCGGGCCUGCGCUGCGACGUCGAGAGCUACGUCUACAUGCCGCUGCUCGAGGAGACGGGCUACGUGCCGAAGAACAAAUACGUCUCGGGCAAUGAGCUGCGCGAGCACGCCUGCCGCAUUGCCGCGCAGUGGAAGCUGGAGGACCGGGCGCUGUUCCGGUCGACAGUGAAGGCAAUGAGGUGGGACGACGCGGCGCAGCGCUGGACGGCCGAGAUCACGGAGGGCCGCGGGCCGGGCAACCCGAGUCGGGAGCUGAAGGUUCAUGCCCGCUAUGUCCUGACCGCGUCGGGGAUCCUCACGAACCCGCAGAUCCCCAAGAUUCCGGGCCUCGACUCCUUUGCCGGGCCCGUGUUCCACACGGCGCGCUGGGACUACAAGGUCACGGGCGGUACGCCAGAGGACGGCACCCUCACGGGGCUGGAAGGCAAGCGAGUGGGCAUCAUCGGCACCGGCGCGACGGCUAUCCAGGUGGUCCCGCGGCUGGCCGAGUAUGCCAAGGAGUUGUACGUGUUCCAGCGCACGCCGUCCGCCGUGUCGUGGCGCGGGCAGCGUCCGACGGACCCUGAGGAAUGGAAGACAAAGAUUGCCACCAAGAAGGGCUGGCAGCGGGAGCGGAUGCUGAACUUCGACUCGUAUGUGACCGAUGCCGCCGAGGAGGGCCAGGAGAACUUGGUGGCCGAUGGGUGGACUGAGAUGCCCGCCUACUCCGCUGUCCUGGGCUCACCCCGGCAUCCGAUCGUUGAGCCCACGCCGGAGAAGAUAGCCGAGCACGUUGGGAGGCUGUACAAGCUUGACGUAGCCCACAGCGAGGCCAUGCGCGCGCGGGUGGAGAACAUCGUCAAGGACGCCGAGACAGCCGCCAAGUUGAAGGCGUGGUAUCCGACGUGGUGCAAGCGACCGACGUUCAGCGACGAGUAUCUCCAGGCCUUCAACCAGCCCAACGUGCAUCUCGUCGACACGGAUGGCAAGGGCGUCGAGUCGGCAACCCAAAGCGGUCUGGUGGUCGCAGGGAAGGAGUACCCCCUCGACAUCCUCGUGCUCAGCACGGGCUACGUCACGCCCAGCAUCGGCGGCGGCAGCCCCGCAGCACGCACGGGCAUCGAGGUCUACGGCCGCGGGGGCAAGUCUUUGGACGACAAGUGGCAGCAGCACGGCGCGGCCACGCUGCACGGCGUGUGCUCCAACGGAUUCCCCAACCUAUUCUUCGCGCCGCUGUCGCAGGCCGGCCAGGCGGCCAACAACGUCUUCACGCUCGACGUCGGCGCCGAGCACGUGGUGCACAUCAUUGAGAAGGCCGAGGCCAGGGCCAGGGCCGAGGCGGGGCUGGGCGGCGGCGGCGGCGGCGCCGUGGUCGAGGUCACGAGCGCGGCCGAGGAGGCCUGGUCGCUGGAGAUCAUGAAGCGCGCCGCCUGGUUCACCAGCGUCAUGGGCUGCACCCCGGGCUACAUCACGUCCGAGGGCGAGGCGCUGCGGCAGCCGCAGGACCAGGCCGAGAGGGCGAAGAAGGCGCGCGCCGGCCCGUGGACGCAGGGCAUGGCUUCGUUCCUUAAGGUGCUGCAGGAGUAUCGGGCGGACGGCUCGCUGCAGGGCUUUGAGGUUGUGCCGGCCGGGCUGGCCAACUGA